AUGGGUGACUAUAACAAAGACACAGCCUUCUUGGGCCAAACGGGUCCGCACUUUUGGACGACAUUUAUGCUUCUCAACACCAUCUUCGUCUCCACCGGAUUCAACGGGCUCUACAUCGUCUUUGUAGGGGCAGCCCCCGAGCACCACUGCCUCGUCCCGGAUGUCAACCUCACGACGGCGUGGCAGGAAGCCAUCAUUCCCGUCACUGAGGUAGACGGCCAAGAGGUACGCAGCCAGUGUCUGCGCUACAAGUUGGACUUGGUCCGGAACCUCUCAGCAGAGGGAUAUGCUCCAGGGACAGACGUUGACCUCACAGGCCUAGAGCAGGAAGGCUGCUUGGACGGUUGGAGCUACAGCAAAGACGUUUACCAAACCAACAUAGUCACUGAGUGGGACCUGGUCUGUGACGACCAGUGGAAAGUUCCUUUUGCUUCCUCUACUUUGUUCGUGGGAUAUCUCAUUGGCUCGCUGAUCUCAGGCCAGCUUUCUGACAGAUUUGGAAGGAAGAAAAUUGUUUUUCUCUCUCUUGGAGCUCAGUGCAUUUCAGUCCUGUUACAGUCUUUCUCCCAGUCAUGGAGGAUGUUUUGCAUCACUUUCCUGUUGGUUGGAGCCUCCCAGAUUUCACUCUACAUUUCUGCUUUUGUACUCGGAACAGAGUUGUUGAGCAAGACAUUACGUGUGAUCUUCACGACGCUCGGAGCGUUCCUCUUCUACUGCAUUGGCUACAUGGUGCUGCCGUGGAUCGCGUAUGCCAUCAGGGAGUGGAGAACCCUCCUCGCAGUUUUAUCAGCUACCUCUGUGGUGUACCUCCCUCUCUGGUGGUUCAUCCCAGAAUCACCCCGUUGGUUAAUAACUCAGGGAAGAGUGGCGGAGGCCGAAGCCAUCGUAAGAGAGGCCGCUCGGAAGAACAAAGUCGAGGCACCACUUGUUAUCUUCAAAGAAACUGAGUCACUGCCUCCGAGUAAGACGUACACCAUGCUGGAUGUCCUGAGAUUCAGGAACAUUAGAUGCAUCACACUGAUGUGUCUUGUUCUGUGGAUGGCCAUCAAUGUGGGCUAUUUCGGUUUAUCCCUGAACACCUCCAACCUCAGUGGAAACCCUUUCAUGAACUGUUUCCUGUCAGCGACCUCCGAGGUACCUGCCUAUGUUGUAUCCACGUGGCUCCUGAAGAGAUGUCCCAGAAGAGCUCUACUGUCCACCUUUCUGGUCAUCGGUGGAGGAGUCCUGCUGCUCAUCCAGUUCAUCCCAGCAAGUCUUGAGUAUGUGGCCUUAGCUCUGGAAAUGACUGGCAAGUUUGGCUUCACCAUGGCCUUCGGCAUCGUCUACAUCUAUACGGCUGAGGUCUACCCUACAGUGCUCAGGAACCUCGGCAUGGGAAUAUGCUCGUCGGCAGCUCGUAUCGGAAGCAUCACAGCUCCCUACGUCAUCUAUUUAGGGACGUACAAUAAGGCUCUGCCGUACAUUCUUAUGGGAAGUCUUACCAUCGCUUCUUCUGUGGUCAACAUCUUCCUUCCAGAGACGUUGAACAAAGACCUUCCAGAAACUCUGGAACAGAUGCAGGAAUGGCAAGGGUAUGGCAAAUUUGAAAACAAUUCACAAGAGAUUCCAAGGAGCCAAGAUACAUAG
This is a messenger RNA of Nerophis lumbriciformis (worm pipefish), 1626 nucleotides long. NCBI's taxonomy places the organism in Eukaryota, Metazoa, Chordata, Actinopteri, Syngnathiformes, Syngnathidae. The record is from RefSeq and is a predicted model, not a curated record.